Messenger RNA from Coffea eugenioides, 1879 nucleotides. RefSeq names its product violaxanthin de-epoxidase, chloroplastic. The transcript has 6 exons. NCBI's taxonomy places the organism in Eukaryota, Viridiplantae, Streptophyta, Magnoliopsida, Gentianales, Rubiaceae. The record is from RefSeq and is a predicted model, not a curated record. Gene Ontology annotation, biological process: xanthophyll cycle. Gene Ontology annotation, molecular function: violaxanthin de-epoxidase activity. Bases 140 to 1588 code for a protein of 482 amino acids.
CCCUUUAUUUUGCAUUUUGCUGCUGCUUCUGCUGCUUUUGUCCACUUAUUGCACUCUUCUCUUACAUGUUUUGAUGAGCAGCUGCGUCUCCAUUCCCCGUUCUUAACGAGGGUAAAGUUUGCGGCCAUCACCUUGAAGCAUGGCUUCUGCUUUGCAUUCAGCUUUUCACUCAAAUGAUGAGGGCAUUCGUUUUUAUAUUAGAUCGCAACACCGUAUUGGUGGAAGAUGUAGCAAUGGUGGUGCUCGUCCUCAAAAUACUUUAUUUAGCGUGAAAAUGUGGUCCAAAAGAUGGGGAUCACGAUAUAUUCAAUUGCAAAGAGCUCCUAGAAUAUGUUUGAGCUUGGGUUCAAAAUGCACAAGACUGUUCUUGAAUGGAAUCAAGGUUUCAAAUCAUAGCACCUGCAGAAGAAUGCCUGAGGUAAAAGAGGGAAUUGGGAUUUUGAAGGAAGCAUUGUUGAUUACUUGGAAAGAAUGGAGUCAGUCCACUAAAGUGGCUGUCUUGUUGAUAUUUGCCUUGUUGAUUAUUCCGAAGGCUGACGCUGUAGAUGCUCUAAAAACUUGUACUUGCUUAUUGAAGGAAUGCAGGAUAGAGCUUGCGAAGUGUAUUGCAAAUCCAUCAUGUGCAGCUAAUGUUGCUUGUCUUCAGACCUGUAACAAUAGACCUGAUGAGACUGAAUGCCAGAUCAAAUGUGGUGAUUUAUUUCAGAACAGUGUAGUUGACGAAUUUAACGAGUGUGCAGUCUCACGAAAGAAAUGUGUACCCCGAAAAUCAGAUGUGGGUGAAUUUCCAGCUCCUGAUCCUGCUGUUCUAGUUAAGAACUUUGACAUUAAAGAUUUUAGUGGGAAGUGGUAUAUAAGUAGUGGCUUAAAUCCCACUUUUGAUACCUUUGAUUGCCAACUACAUGAGUUUCACACAGAAUCAGGGAAGCUUGUUGGAAAUUUGACAUGGCGAAUACGAACUCCAGACACUGGAUUCUUCACUCGUUCUGCCCUGCAGAGAUUUGUGCAAGAUCCAAAAUAUCCAGGAAUACUCUACAAUCAUGAUAACGAGUAUCUUCACUAUCAAGAUGACUGGUACAUUUUGUCCUCUAAGAUUGAAAACAAACCAGAUGACUACGUAUUUGUGUACUACAGAGGCAGGAAUGAUGCGUGGGAUGGGUAUGGUGGUGCUGUCGUCUACACAAGAAGUGCAGUUUUGCCUGAAAGCAUUGUACCUGAACUACAAAGAGCAGCGAAAAGCAUAGGGCGUGAUUUCAGUAAGUUCAUCAGGACAGACAACACUUGCGGACCUGAACCUCCCCUUGUCGAGAGAUUGGAAAAGACAGUGGAAGAAGGAGAAAGGACAAUCGUAAAGGAGGUUGAAGAGAUAGAAGGGGAGAUAGAGGGUGAGGUUGAGAAGGUGAAGGACACUGAGAUGACCUUGUUUGAGAGGCUGACUGAAGGAUUUAAAGAGCUCAAAAAAGACGAGGAAUUCUUCCUAAGGGAGCUUAGCAAGGAAGAGAUGGAUGUUUUGGACGCACUUAAAAUGGAAGCAAGCGAGGUUGAAAAACUGUUUGGACGAUCACUACCAAUUAGGAAGCUAAGGUAGUUUGAUGGAGAAAUGAAAUGCUCAUGAAUCAUGAUAUAGAUUCUGCUGAUGAAACCAUUUUCUACUGUAUAGCUACCAUACACCUCUAUAUUACACUUUGUUCUCCGAAGCAUUUUUUGCUGAUUCUUUCAAAGGCAAUGCAAUGCAUUAAAGAUGUCAAUUUUUGAGCUGGCCCUUAUUCUAUUCUGGAGUGCUUUGGCCUCGAAAGGAGAAGAAACAUGAGCUGAAUUUCUUCACCUUUUAGGGUUAAUAAAUCUCCUUGGCUAGAGAAGAAUUCUCUAGCUUUUCUUC